Ilex paraguariensis (yerba mate) is the source of this 2275-nucleotide messenger RNA. NCBI's taxonomy places the organism in Eukaryota, Viridiplantae, Streptophyta, Magnoliopsida, Aquifoliales, Aquifoliaceae. The record is from the annotation of a GenBank genome assembly.
CCUAACCCCCUCCCUCUCUCUCUCUUAAUUUCACCGCAGCAUACUUGAGUUGCUCAUCUUAAAAAACCUCACCUCUUUCUCUAAACGUGUGAGUUUUUGAGGCCUAAACAAUGCUUGUUCUGUUUGAAACUCCAGCGGGUUUUGCCCUUUUCAAAGUAUUGGAUGAAGGCAAGCUCUCCAAAGUUGAGGACUUGUGGAAGGAGUUCUCCACAGCCGAGACAGCUAGACAGGUUGUGACACUAAAAGCUUUCUCCAAAUUUGAGAACACAUCAGAGGCAUUGUCAGCAGCCACUUUAUUGAUAGAUAGCAAGCCUAGCAAAGGUCUGCGCAAGUUCUUACGUGUGCACUGUGAUGGUGAAACAUUAGCUGUGGCUGAUUCCAAACUUGGAAAUGCAAUUAAGGAGAAACUGCAAAUUGAAUGUGUUCACAACAAUGCUGUCAUGGAACUAAUGAGGGGGGUGAGAAGUCAAUUGACUGAACUCAUAUCUGGUCUAGGUGCUCAAGAUUUGGCUCCAAUGAGUUUGGGUCUGUCUCACAGCCUGUCCAGAUACAAGCUGAAAUUCAGUCCUGAUAAGGUGGAUACAAUGAUCAUUCAGGCCAUUGGCUUGUUGGAUGAUCUUGAUAAAGAGCUUAACACGUACGCAAUGAGAGUUCGAGAAUGGUAUGGUUGGCAUUUUCCAGAGCUUGCAAAGAUUGUACAAGACAACAUCCUUUAUGCCAAGACGGUGAAGCUGAUGGGUGACCGUACAAAUGCUGCAAAGCUUGAUUUAUCUGAGAUAUUGUCAGAAGAAGUUGAGAUUGAACUGAAUGAGGCAGCCAUGAUUUCCAUGGGGACUGAAGUAAGCGACAUUGAUCUGAUAAAUAUCAAAGACCUGUGCGACCAAGUUCUGUCUCUUGCAGAGUACAGAGCGCAACUCUAUGAUUAUUUAAAAAGCAGAAUGAACACCAUCGCCCCUAAUCUUACUGCUCUUGUUGGAGAACUUGUUGGUGCUCGCCUAAUUGCCCAUGGGGGCAGCUUGCUGAACCUUGCAAAGCAGCCUGGAAGUACGGUUCAGAUCCUUGGUGCUGAAAAGGCACUUUUUAGAGCUCUGAAGACGAAGCAUCCUACCCCAAAAUAUGGGCUUAUCUACCAUGCAUCUUUAGUUGGUCAGGCAGCACCAAAACAUAAAGGAAAAAUUGCACGAUCUCUUGCUGCCAAAUCAGCGUUGGCUAUUCGAUAUGAUGCUCUUGGAGAUAGCCAAGAUAAUACAGUGGGAUUGGAGAACCGGGCUAAGCUUGAAGCUCGUUUAAGGAAUCUGGAAGGCAGAGAACUUGGUCGGUCUGCUGGGUCAGCUAAAGGCAAACCCAAGAUAGAAUUCUAUGACAAGGACCGCAAGAAGGGAGCAGGGGCAUUCAUAACCCCUGCCAAGGUGUGCAUGCCUGUGUACUUAGUUUUUUACUCUGAUCUCUCCUUUGUAACAUGUAUUUUUUGCUAUUGUUUAUGUAGACUUACAAUCCUUCAGCGGAUUCUCUUCUUGGACGGACUGAACCAUUGGCUAACAAAGAGGAAGAAUUGGUCCCAGAACCAUCUCAAACUGAAGAACCAGGAGUGGAGGCUCCUGCUAUGGAUGAAGAGAGGAAAGAAAAGAAGAAAAAGAAGAAAAAGAAGGUUGAUGCUGAGGACACUAGCAUGCCAGAAGUGGCUGUAAAUGUAGAGCAGGAAAGUGAAGAGGUGAGGAAAAAGGACAAAAAGAAAAAGAAGCAGCCUUUAGCUGAUGAGAAUACUGGGUUGCAGAAUGGUGAAAAUGUUGAAGUAGGAAAAAAGAAGAAAAAGAGAAAGCACACGGAACCUGAUGAGGAGGAAACUGAAACCCCAAAGAAGAAAGAGAAAAAGAAAAAGAAGAAAAGUGAUGAUUAACAAAUUUAAGAAAUUAUGCCUGAGUAACGAAGUUUACAAUUUUGGCGGUCUUCUGCUGCGUACGGGUUUCACUUGUAAAAUCUGCAGUGUUGGUUUUCUUCCUUUGUAGGGUGGAUUUUAAAGUUAUCUUUAAUGUAUUCUCGAAUUUCGUAGGAUGUGGUUGCAGGGCAAUUUCGAGUGUAACAUAUCAUUGCUGUUAUAUAUUGACUGUUCAUUAGUGUUUCAGGAAAGUGUCAGGAUAAGGUAAUUUAGAGUCCGAGAUUCCCCCUUUGUAGUAUUUGGAAAGAAUCAUAUGGUGACAUAUGUAGGUUUUCAUCUUCUGCGUAUGAACCAUUGUUUUGAAUUGGUUUACUUUAUUUUUGGAAACUGUGGAUGCAC